Python bivittatus (Burmese python) is the source of this 513-nucleotide messenger RNA. The record is from the annotation of a RefSeq genome assembly. Lineage: Eukaryota; Metazoa; Chordata; Lepidosauria; Squamata; Pythonidae.
AUAGAUUAUGUUUUUUGUUUGGUUGUUACGUGUAUGGUGGUAGGGGCUAUUGUAUUGAGUACUACUCCUGUUUCUUAUUAUGGAGUAAUUGCUUUAAUAGGUCUUGUAUUUUUUUGUUGUAUGGUGAUGGUUGGCAUAGGUCGGACAUUUAUUGCUUUGGUAACUUUUAUUGUGUACUUGGGGGGUUUGGUGGUGGUGUUUAGUUAUUGUAUUAGUGUUGAGAAGGAUGUUGAGGAUGCUUUGAAGGUUCUUACUUUUAAAGUUUUUGUACUUUUGUUUGUUUGUGUUGGAAUUGUUGCUUGUUUAUGUAUUAUGUUUACUUUUGGAUCGGGGGAGUGAUUGGUUAUGCCAAGUCAGGAUUGUUUUGUUUGUGUAGAGGUUAAUGGGUUUGGGGUGCUUUAUUCUUGUGGCGCUGUUGGACUAGUAGUUUGUUCGUGGGGUUUGCUUGUGACGUUGUUUUCUAUUUUAAUUGUUCUUAGUUGGCAUCGGUGAGGGGGUUUACGGCCUUUUAGA